GAGUAAUAUAUAUAUAUACACCAAACAUUUUAGUUUUUAUAUGACCUAAAACACGGCACUUCAAUAAGACAACCAUGCAUAUUGGAUUUUCUAGGCUUUUAAAUUUCAUUUUAGCGGUGCGCGUAUAUCUAUAUAUUUGAAAACGAGCGUGUAACAAUACUAUGUUUGUCAAAUACUAGCAAUGAGAUUAAAGAGAUAAAAAGUAGCAAAAGGGAAUCAGAAAUAUAACUAAUUCCGUGUGAAUGCUCUAUGUUUUGACUGAAAUGUAAAACGAAAUUUCGAGAAAAAAUAAAAAAUAAUAAUAAAAAUAAUACUAUGAACGCGAAAUAUUUGGGUAAGCUUUUUAUUCUAGAAAGAACACGUGUUUCGUAUUACUAUUUUGCAAGAAUUUUCAUGCAAAUUGUUCAGAAGCAGAAGAACACCGUCUCUCCUUUAAAUUGAGAACCCAAAUGCUCAAACUACUACUCAAGUCUCAAACAAACAAAAUAUCUUCUCUCUAACCUCUCUCUCUCCUCUCCACUCAUUGAAGCAGCUGAGAUUCGGAGUUCGGAAUUCGUGAUUCAGAUCUCUCGAUUCAGUUGCGGCAAUGGAGUUGCAGAAUCCAGCGCAGGAGAUCGACGCGCCGACUACCAUCACCAUUAAGGGGAUUUUGGGGUUGUUGAUGUCGAGUACGGAUCCGAAGGAGAGCGGGAAGAGAGUAAUUUCGCUGGGGAUUGGGGAUCCGACUGCGUAUUCGUGCUUCCACGCUAGUAAUGCUGCUCAGGAAGGUGUUGUGGAGGCUCUGCGCUCCACCAAAUUCAACGGCUACGCUCCAACUGCUGGUCUUCCACAAACCAGAGAGGCAAUCGCCGAGUAUUUGUCACGAGAUCUUCCCUACAAGCUACCGGCCGACUCUGUGUAUGUCACAGCCGGCUGCACACAAGCCAUUGAGAUAGCAUUGUCCGUUUUGGCUCGCCCCGGUGCUAAUAUCUUGCUGCCGAGACCGUGUUUCCCGAUAUACGGGCUUUGCGCCUCGUUUAGAAAUAUCGAAGUCCGCUACUUCGAUCUUCACCCCGAGCAGGGAUGGGAGGUUGAUCUCGAUGCAGUAGCAGAUUUGGCAGACCACAAUACAGUGGCAAUGGUGAUCAUCAAUCCUGGGAAUCCAUGUGGGAACGUCUACUCAUAUCAGCACCUAAAGAAGAUUGCUGAGACAGCCAAGAGGCUUGGUAUAGUGGUGAUAGCCGAUGAGGUCUACGGCCAUCUGGCUUUCGGGGCGAACCCUUUUGUUCCGAUGGGAAUAUUCGGGUCAAUUGCCCCGGUGGUGACGCUUGGAUCUUUGUCUAAGAGAUGGUUGGUUCCUGGCUGGCGCCUUGGUUGGUUGGUCAUCAAUGACCCUGAUGGCAGUUUGAUGAGCCCAAAGUUUGUGGAACGCAUCAAGAAAUACUGUGACAUCUGCGGAGGUCCUGCUACAUUCAUACAGGCUGCAGUUCCUGAAAUUGUUGAGCAAACACAAGAAGUUUUCUUCAGGAAAACAAUUAACAUACUGAAGCAAACCUCUGAUAUCUGUUACCAAAAGAUUGAAGACAUCAAUGGCAUCACUUGUCCAACAAAACCUAAGGGAGCAAUGGCUUUCAUGGUGAAGCUGAAUCUUUCCAGGAUGAAAGAUAUUAGUGAUGAUAUUGACUUCUGUUUCAAGCUGGCCAAAGAGGAAUCUGUUAUCAUUCUUCCAGGGCUCGCUGUGGGUCUGAAGAACUGGAUCCGGAUCACAUUUGCAGUAGACGUACCUGCUCUUGAAGAAGCCAUGGAGAGGCUCAAGUCUUUCUGUGAACGGCAUUCCUACUAAGACGCGUAAAAGUGGUAGCCGUUGAAGGAGUUGGAUGGCCAAGAUGAUGUAUUGCUCUCCUCGAGUAAAUAUUGUAUCAUCGAUCGCAUUUUGGAACAAUGUAUUGCAUUUAAUUCGUUUAUUUGAAUAAGUCAGUUUGAGAUUGUUAAUUUAUUAUGUUCAAUUUGUAAUUUGCCCCGAAAUGAUUGUUGGCAGCCAGUAAAUACUGAAUACUAUCGUCUUACUUUCAUUGAAA
Molecule: messenger RNA, 2057 nt
Organism: Salvia miltiorrhiza (redroot sage)
Lineage: Eukaryota; Viridiplantae; Streptophyta; Magnoliopsida; Lamiales; Lamiaceae
Product: probable aminotransferase TAT2
Exons: 6
Coding region: 587-1822 (411 amino acids)
Biological process (GO): biosynthetic process; amino acid metabolic process
Molecular function (GO): transaminase activity; pyridoxal phosphate binding
Source: RefSeq, a predicted model, not a curated record